Sinocyclocheilus rhinocerous is the source of this 1463-nucleotide messenger RNA. Its product is annotated as alpha-2-macroglobulin-like. NCBI's taxonomy places the organism in Eukaryota, Metazoa, Chordata, Actinopteri, Cypriniformes, Cyprinidae. The transcript has 12 exons. The annotation marks the transcript as partial. The record is from RefSeq and is a predicted model, not a curated record.
GAUUGAGAGUAUCUGUGGAGCAGUGAAGAGCUGUAGAGUUUGGUGAAGUUCUGCAGGGUUUCUGAAAGAGGCACUUGAUUUGGUUCUAGUCUUGGAUGAUCGGUUUUCAUGGCUAUGAAGGAGUUUUUUGUUUGGAAAGGGCUCAUUUUAGUCCUUUUUCUCUUUGCUGUUGAUGGGCAGACAUCAGGACCAUCCUUCUUGGUGACGUUUUCUGCAGUGAUCAAGUCUGGCUCUAUUGCCAAAUUGUGUGCAAGUCUUUUAAAACCCAAUGAGAGUCUUGCAUUGACCAUCUAUCUGGUUGAUGACAAAAACCGGACCACACAGCUCGUGCAGCAGAGAUCUUCAACGGAGUUUCACCACUGUUUUAGUUUCCAGGCUCCUCGUGUAGAUGGAGAAUUAGUGCAGAAACUGAGGGUGGUACUUCAAGGGAGGUUCUUCAAAAUGACUGAAGAGCGGAAAGUCAUGUUCAGACGUUACCUGCCUUUGACCUUCAUCCAAACCGACAAACCCAUCUACAAUCCAGGACAAAUGGUGAACUUCAGGGCUGUGACCAUGGAUGCUAAAUUUGUGCCUCUUGAUCAAAUGGUAAUGCCUGAUCUGCUUCUAGUUUUACCGAAGUUUGACAUCACCUUGACUGCACCACAGAUGUAUAGUGUGGGAGAUGUGGGACUGAAAGUUGAGGCUUGUGCCAAUUACACAUAUGGGCAACCUGUACCUGGUCAAGCGUUGGUGGAAGUGUGUCGUGAGCCGUUCCCGUACGCUGUGGUACCUGGCCUGUCUCGUGUGUGUCUUAUCAAAACUGCUAUGAUGAACAACACUGGCUGUGUUUCCCUUACCAUCAGUACGUCAGAGUUUUUCAACACCAAAUUUGAAAAUGACCUGCAAGAUUCAUUUCUAGUUAACCUGAAUGUCACUGAGGAGGGAACAGAUGUAAUGAUGUCAAAAUCCACAACUGUGUCCAUUACGUUUGAAGUUGGCAAGGUCACGUUUUUGGACCUCCCAGGUUUCUUUGCCUAUGGAUCAAUGGUUAACGGAAAGAUCUCCGCAUCUUAUUUCAAUAGGACGCCAAUCGCAAGCAAGGCUGUCUAUCUCCUGGAUAGGAGCCAAUGGCCCAACAAACUGCUGCUGAAUCUGACUACGAACAUGAAUGGACUGGCCGCCUUCUCCCUCAACACUGCUGAUCUCCCUAAAGCUUAUCUGAAUCUGGUGGCAAGUGCAACUUCACAGGUUGUUUAUGGUUAUAAAUCGCCCUACUUCAGUACGGACACGAGGACUGUGCCGCUUUUCCAAACUUCUACUCCCAAUAACCCAACGUUUAGUGAACUGACUAUAGUGAAGUUUGAGCAGCCACUGAAGUGUGGUGCCAAGUAUCCAGUGACAAUCAAGUAUUCCUUUGUUGGAGAAACCGGUGACUACAGUGCUGACAUCCUCUAUAUGGUGUUGUCCAGAGGAGUGAUUGUUCU